Paramisgurnus dabryanus is the source of this 2585-nucleotide messenger RNA. Lineage: Eukaryota; Metazoa; Chordata; Actinopteri; Cypriniformes; Cobitidae. The record is from RefSeq and is a predicted model, not a curated record.
UUGUAUGGUGUAAUGUAAAUAUACAAUAUGUCAUAAAACAAUAUCACUAUUUAGAAUAUAUUUUGACUAGUAAUUAUGCCUCAACAAGUCUUGUUUACGCGACUAUCUGUUCGGGUGUAAAUGUAUCGAUGCAGUAUCGAUGUGCUUGUGUCCGGAGAUAUGUAAUGUGUUAAUGUUUAGCCAUAAAUAUGUCCGGUAAUGGCCCGUUAACAAAGAUAUAGCGCAUCUAUGUACCCAAUUAUCUUAUCUCAACUGCUUUACCGCCUUAGUAUUGCUUUACACGUUUGUUACUGUGGAGAAUACAUUAUAUUAAUUAUUAAAAACAUUUGUAGGAAUGUGGCAACAUCACUCUCCUCUUCAGCGGGCAUUUGCAGAAAUGCGACGGACAUUCAUACAGGUAAUGUUGCUUCAAUGUCAUUUACUCGCACGGGGGCAUGCAGAAACGAACCCGAAAUUCAUAAAGUUAAUGUUGCUUCAAUGUCAUUUACUCGCACGGGGGCAUGCAGAAACGAACCCGAAAUUCAUAAAGUGAAUGUUGCUGUGUCACUUUCACCUUCGUUUGAUACUCGCAUUGGGAGGGCACGCAGAAGUGCAAUUGAGAACAAGAAUGGGAAUGCGUCUGCAACACCAACUUCGUCUGGUACUCGCACGAGGGCACGCAGCUGCGCAACUGGGAACAAUAAAGAGAAUAGGAAAACACUUUCGCUUUCAUUUCCUCGCACGAGAUCACACAGCAACGCGACCGACAUUCAUCAAGUGAAUGUGGCAGGAUCACUUUCACUUUUACCUGCUACUCACAAACGCCAUAGGUCUCCUUCAGUUCUCAAAGCAACUGAGACUAAUGUAUUUACCACUGACAGUGAUAAGGCCCCUGUUGCAAAGAGAGUCAAGACCAACAUCCAGGCAAGCAGCAGCAGGUCCGUUCUGUCAUGGAAAACAGAGGCUGAUAUUGAUGUGGUUCCACACACUUUGCGUUUCUUUCCUGCACGAGAACCUGGACCACAGCUGAGUCCUGCAGAUGCACACACACCCCUGAGUCUCUUUAAAAUGUUUUUUCCUGAGGAUGCAGUUUCAACUCUAUGCCAUAACACCAACGCUCAGGCUGCCAGGGCAUCAGCAAAGGGUUGCAAGUACAAAUGGAAAGAUGUCAGCGUCACUGAGAUGUACCGCUACUUUGGACUACUAUUUUAUAUGGCCAUGGUAAAGAUGAUCUCCAUCAGGGACUACUGGAGACAGGACGAUGUUUUCUCCGUGCCUUUUCCUGCCAGAGUAAUGUCAAGAGAGAGAUACCGCACUAUUUCAUGGAAUGUGCACAUGAGUCACCCAGAAGACGACAAGGUAAAUGACAGGAAAAGGGGCACAGCCGAACAUGACCGUCUUUUCAGGGUCAAGCCACUUAUGGACACUAUUCGUCAAGCUUGUAUAAACCUCUAUCAUCCUAAAAGAAACUUGGCUGUGGAUGAAAGAAUGGUGGCAUGUAAAGCAAACACAGGAAUGACACAGUACAUGAAAGCUAAACCAACCAAGUGGGGCUUCAAGUUGUUUGUGCUUGCAGAUUCUUCAAAUGGAUAUACUGUGGACUUUUCAGUGUACACCGGGAAAAAUAACUUUCCCACAGGCCAUGGACUUUCAUAUGAUGCUGUGACGUCUCUCUUGGACUGUAAAACUUUAGGCUCUGGGUACCAUGUGUACAUGGACAAUUUUUACACAAGCCCAAAGCUCCUGACGGACUUGUUUGCCAUGAAGUUUGGUGCUUGUGGGACUUACAGAGACUUUAGAAAGGAAUGCCCACGGGAUGCAACAAAUGCACUCUCAAAGCAAUCUCCCAGGGGCUCAAUCAGAUGGAUUCGGAAUGGACCUCUACUGUUUGUUAAGUGGAUGGACACACGAGAGGUUUCUGUCUGUUCAACAAUACACCCUGCUUAUACAGAAGAGACAGUGCAGAGGAGGGUAAAAUCACAAGACGCAUGGAGCACAAAGACAUUUCCUUGUCCUGCACCUGUGACUGCCUACAAUCAACACAUGGGGGGUGUUGACCUUUCUGAUCAGAUGAUACAGUACUACACUGCACAGCACAAGACAAUGAAGUGGUACAGAAAGAUCUUUUUACACUUCUUGGACAUUGCUGCCACCAAUGCCUUCAUUGUGCACAAGGAGCUAUGUGGUAACAUGACCCACAAACAGUUCAUGGAACAGCUCGUUGUAGAGCUUUGUGGCAUAACACAUAGAGCAGAACCAAAACAGACAAGGUGUACCCAUGUGCCAGUUCCAGUAGCUCAGCUGACCUCAGAUGUAAGCAAUACUGCCACUGUUGGUCGCCGGAACUGUGUGCGCUGCAAGACAGUGCAUGGUAAAAGACAGGACACACCUUGGAAAUGCAAAACAUGUAAUGUUCCAUUGUGUGUUCAGUUAAAUAGGAACUGUUUUGAACAAUGGCACGACAACAUUUAACUCCAUUCUCAAAGAGUUACAGUGUGUUUACAAAUGUAUACCUUAUUUUUUAUAUUGUGAAGUAUUUUUAGAUGCACACCAAACUGUACAUUCAUAGCUGACGUUUAGAAAAAUUUUCUUUUAAUUAGAGCCUA